Messenger RNA from Chara braunii, 10146 nucleotides. NCBI's taxonomy places the organism in Eukaryota, Viridiplantae, Streptophyta, Charophyceae, Charales, Characeae. The record is from the annotation of a GenBank genome assembly.
UCGACGACGAUGGCUGAGUCCUUAUCCCCUAGGCGGAUGGUGAUCGGGGAAUCAUAGCCGGUGGAAGAGAGGCCGACUUUGCGGACACAGACAUCCGUGAUGAAGUUGCCGGUGGCACCAAUGUCGAGAAGGGCUCGGAACUUCACCGUCGAUGCUCCAAAGGAGACGGUGACGAACUUGAGCUGGAAUUGGGCGGUCCUGACACGAGCGGAGGAGAUCAUGGCGUUGAGGCGGCGCUGCUCGAGGCCUAAUCUAACAAGUCGACUGUGUCGGUCUUGUUCCUCAACGAGAUUCGAGAAAGUGAUGGUGGAGGGGUUGGGGAGGAGGGUAGUGGAACAUAUGGCCGUGGGGUGCUCAACCGACGGAAUAGAGGACGUCGUCGGGAGGAGGGCAGGCGGAGUAGACUGCGACCCCGGGGGGGUGUCCAGUGUGAAAGUCGUCGCCGGCAGACAAAUUGUUGAUGCCAGGACAUGGCUACAAGGGGCGGGGGGACAGUGUUCAAGUGGAGGAGGGCCCAGAGGCCGCAGUGGAGGAGGAGGAAGUGGAUCUGGGAGGGCUGGAUCCGGUGGGGCGGGAAGCUUGGUGGGUGGAGCUGCCGGCCUUGGGGCAAUUGGUUCGCUGAUGCCCCAGCUGGCGGCAACAGAAGCAACUGCCGUUGGCCUGGAGGAAGGCGCGUUCGGCAGGGCGGAGGUGAGGAAGGCGAUCAUGGUGGAGAUGGCGGGUAAGGAGAUCGGUGAGAGGGAGCUCGGGCUCAUGGGCGAGGGCUGCGGUGAGGUGGGGGAAGCAUACCCGCUUGAUGUGGGAGAUGAAGAUGUAGUCGGGAAUGAGAGUCGACGGGAUGUGGAGGCGGAGGGAGCGAACGUAAUGGAUGAAUCGCUUGCUGGGGCCGGUUUGGCGGAGGUUGCAAAAUUGAUCGAUGUAGUCGUCGAUGGUCUUUUGCGGAUGGAAGGUGGCGAUGAGAAGGUUGACCCAUUGAAGGAAGGUGAUGCGGGGAAGGCCGUUGGCUCGGCGCUUGUUGGCUUCGGCAUUUUGAAUUUGAGAGAGGAAAAGGAGGACGUCCUCGUGGGGGAGGCUGGAGAACGUCGCGAUAUCGGUGGCGCGGAAGGAGCGGGGAAUGUCCCUGUUGCGGGGGAUGAUGCAAGCAAGGUUGUUGAAGUUGCGGUCGUCGGGAGAGGUGUCGUAGCAGAGGGGAUGGUGGAAGUAGUUAGGAGAGGUUGGGUGAGGGGGGAGGAGAGGCAAAGGGGAGUGGUUCGUGUAGUAGUGGAAGCGCUUGUAGUAGGUUGUGAGGAGGCGAGGGAAACGGGAAGGGAAGUGACGGGGGUGGAAGAAGGUGUGGUGGAGGACGGUGAGGGGGUGGUGUUGGAGGAUGAGGCCUGGCCGGCUUGGCCGGCGGAGAGGCUUUGGCCAGAUUGGCUGGAGGAGGGGGGUUGGCUAUUUUGGUCGGAAGAAGAUGGUUGGCCGGUUUGGCCGGCGGUGGUGGAUUGGAUGGAGUGGCCGGAGGAGGAGGGGGUUGAUGACGUCGUGACGACGGUGAUGGCAGAGGGAGAAGAUGGAGUGCAGGGGACAACGGAGGUGACAGCAGCGGCAGAGGUGGCAGCAGCGGCGGCAGCAGCGGCGGCGGCAGCAGCGGCGGUGGUCCCCAGAGGACUUGGCUCGACUCCGCUUACGGGUAUACCCCCUUCCUCGAGACCUGAAGGGCGGGCUACUGGAAGAGACUGGCCAGAGGAGGAUAGUGGAAGCCCAGGCAGCGUGGGAGAUUGGUCAAAGGAGCAAUUGUACAGGAAGGAUCGAGAGAUGAUUAGGGAUAGGGAUAGACGCGGAGGCGAUCGCGACAGUCUAGAACGGAGUGGUGCCGCUCUCGAUCGUUAUGAUAGGGAGCUGUGGGGUGAGGAGCUGCUGCAGAGGAAGGGAACACCGGGUAAGGGGAAAGAUAGGAUGUCGUUGAGGGAACCGGAGUGGAUGUCAAGAGAGGAAUGGAUAGAAGAAAUGGAGCGUCCGGUACUGAAGGAUGGACGGCGAGCUGAAGUGGAGGGACAUAUGCGGUAUUGGGACAGAGAUCGAGACGAAGAGGGUUAUGACAGGGACCCUGACUCUAGGGUGGAGUACGACGAGUAUGGGAAAAGGGGCAAAGUUGAUCCGGAUAGGGCAAGAGAGGAAGCGUUGGUGGGUUAUAAGGAUGAUUAUAGGAGGAUGAAAAAAGAGGUGGAGGGGGUGAGAGGUGGGGAGCGCGUGGUUGCUUUUGGGGACGAGUACAAAAGGAGCAAAGCUGAGUUAGAUGGGGCAAGAGAGGAGCGGUUGCUGGGAUAUAGUGAUGAGUACAGUAGUAGGAGGGCGAAGAUUGAAGCAGUGGGAAUAAGGGAGGAUCGGAUGCUUGGGCGAAAGAGGAGGUUGGAAAUGGACGAGGACAUAAAUGGAAGGGAGGCGUUGAUGGAAAGAGAGAAUUACAGUGAACGGCGGAGGGCACGAUUAGUUGACGAAAGGGAUGAAAAAAUAGCUGUGGCAAUCAAGGAGGGAAGCAAGGCAGAAUGGUUGGAAGAUAUUGCAGGCGGCGGCGGCGGCGGAGGAGGAGGAGGAGGAGGAGGAGGAGAGAGGAUGAGCAGAGGUGGGAAAAUUGAAAGACUGAUAAGGGGAGCAGACAGCAGAGGUGUGGAGAAGCUUUCAGCGAUUGGCAGAGAGGACGAUUUCUCAUGGGAAGAGAGAAGAGAGCAGAUUGUGCACGAGGUGAGUGAAGAGUUGCAGUGGAAGGGAAGAAGGGGAGUAGAGGAGAGGAAAAGUCAUAAACUGGACGUUGAAGAUGACCUUCGAAGAGAGGAGAGAAAACUUUAUAGAGUGGAUGUGGAGGAUGAUGUGCGAUGGGAGGACAGAAAAAGUCAGAGACGCGAUUGGGAGGACGUUGUGAAGCAGGAGGAGAGGGACGGGCGGCUAGCUGUUCGGGAAGAGUUGGACUGGGAGGAGGGCAAAAGUCGACGGGCAGAGGAAGAAGGUCCACAGAGAGGCGCGAGGGACAAGGAGAGGGAGGCUGGCCGAUGGCACCAAAGCAGUACUGAAGCAUUAUCGGGAGAUGGGAGAACGAAGAAACAUCACGCCAGAACGCUGGAAUGGGAGGGUGAAAGAGUCAGGAAAGAACGACAGGGAGCAUAUGUGGGACAGAUGGCAGAGAGCGAAGACUUGUUUGUGAAGGGAGAGGAUUUCAGGGAAAGGAGUGCAACAAAGGACAAAAGGCACAAGGAGGAAAGAGUAACGCUUGGAUCAAGGGCAGAGGGUGAUGGAGAGUUGUUGAGCUUUGGUGCGAUCUCAACACGUGAUCCUGCUCGUAUAGCACCAGCUGUUGAUGUCAAGCAAAGGGCAUUGGACUCUUAUGGGAGAAGAGAGAAUGAGGAGGAAGAGGGGCUAAGGGCUGGAGGAAUGGAGAGGAGAAGGGACCUGAGCAAGGUCAAGCAUGCAAAGUCAAUGCUAGAAGAACCCGAGAGGAAAACCCAGAGGGAACAGGGGAAGGGAUACGAGAGGGAGCAGGCGCCUGAGAGGGAGUUUGAUAAGGAAUACGAGAGGGAGUAUGGGAAAGAGCAUGGAAGAGCCCAUGGAAGAGAGCAGGACAGGGAAUAUGGCCGAGAACAGGAAAGGCAAUAUGGACGAGAACAGGAAGGGGAGUAUGAAAGAGAACAGAAAAGGGAAUAUGGUAGAGAGCGUGAGAGGGAGCAUGAGAGGGAGCAUGAGAGGGAGCGUGAGAGGGAGCGCGAGGAGCGUGAGAGGGAGCGCGAGGAGCGUGAGAGGGAGCGCGAGAGGGAGCGUGAGAGGGAGCUUGAGAGGGAGCGUGAGAGGGAGCGUGAGAGGGAGCGUGAGAGGGAGCGUGAGAGGGAGCGUGAGAGGGAGCUUGCGAGGGAGCUUGAGAGGGAGCGUGAGAGGCUACGUGAGAGGGAGCUUGAGAGGGAGCGCGAGAGGCAACGUGCGAGGGAGCUUGAGAGGGAGCUUGAGAGAAAGCUUGAGAGAGAGCGUGAGAUGGAGCGUGAAAAGGAACAAGAUAGAGAUAAGGUGAAGAUGCGGAGCAAAAGCGGAGAAAAGGACCGUGAGAAAAAGAAGGGGACCAAAGAGAAGCAGAAAGAGAAGGUCAAACGAGCACCUAGAGAUGGUACGGAACAACGGGAGAGGGAACAUGGGGAGCAAGGUGAGAAUGAAGAGCACCACAACAGGGAGAGUGGCGUGCGAAAGAAAAAGAAGGAUAAGAAGAAACAUGAACACAGGAAGGGAAAAGAUCGUCAUGAUCGAUUGCUGUCAGUCGAUGCAGGUCCAUCGCAGGUGGAUGUGGUCCAACAGGAAGUUAGGACACAAGUGGAUGCACGGGUGGACACGAAAGGCAAUCCAGACUAUCUGCAAUCAGAGCAAGUCCAGCAUAGGGAAAAGCGGGAUGUCGAAAGAGCAACUGCGGACAUGCGUAUGGAUGCAGACACGCGCAGUGCCCGAACAGAGAAAGAGAGAGGACGCGGGGGGAUCAAAACCGACAAAGAAUAUCUACAGUCUGAACACAACCGUCAAAGUGACGAAAGGUAUGUUGAAAGCGUGCGUAUCUCCGAAGGAACUGAUUUGCACAUGGAGACACCCGACAGGCGUGGUUCCUGGACAGGGAAAGAGAAAAUGCGCGCAUCUGUUCUGGAGGAUGUGAGGUUGUCCCAAAGCAAUGGAGGUCUGGACGACACAAAGAGGGAGAAGGCUGAGAUCCCUAAGGCUUUGGUCUUAGAAGAUCACCGUUGUCUACCAGCGCAUGGAGGUGAACAAGGGGGGGAACGAAAAAAACAAGGGAGGGAAGAUUCUCUCAGAUCGGUUGCGGAGGAUGGCCGAUCGCUGCCAACCCAUGUAAUGGAACAGGGGAGCCGAAGACAAGGGGGAGAAGGUCCUGGGCGAGCUCACACAGAGGACUCAGGCUUUUAUGGAUUAGACAGAGUCAGACAUGCAGAUCGAAGGGAAAGAGGGAAAGCUGAACAAUCAACGGGUAAUGAUACGAGAGAAGCAUGGUCAGAAGCAAGCAGGCAUGGGGGAGCAAGAGGUGGGGAGAUGUCACAACCAGGAGCAAGAGGUGGGGAUAUGCCACAACCAGGCGCAAGAGAUGCCGCCGGCUCACUCGAUGAGGAUUUGCGUAAACAUGAGAACAGGAGAGAAAAACGUAGAGGUCGUGACAUAGCCGCGAGAGGUCCUGAUUUAUUGCAAAUUGAGCCGCGAAUCAGGGAGGAGUUUGGGGGUCCGAAGGAAAGGCCUGAUGAGGAUGGCGGAAGUAAGCUUCGACAUGAUAGACAAAAGGAGAAAGAUAAAAGAUCGCAUGAGGCUGUUAAAGAUGACUCCUCAAUGCCCAAGAGCAGGUCUGGCAAACAUGACGCCAGAAGUGAGGGAUGGGAAAGGCACGAUGUCACUGAGGACGCCUUCUGGCAUGCUCAUGAAGCCAGGCACGAGAGUAAGAAAGAGGAGACAAUACAGGGAGUUGAGCCCGAUGAAAAAGGACAAGCUGCAACGGGAACAUCUCGAAUACGAGGUUCUAAACGUCCACGGAAGAAGAAGGACAAGCGGAAAAGUCGUAAACAUGCUCAGGAUGGUGCAAAGCCCGUCACAGUGGCAGAAACCAAAUGUGAUGAUAAACAGGAAGUGAUGUCAGCAUCUGAGAGUCUGGAGGAUGGAGAGUUGCUGCCGUCUGAUCAGGAACAAAAUGUUAGAAGGAAGAGGAGGCUGGUUGGUGGUGAGACUGGAGAAGAGGCAAUGUUGUCGACGAACGAUGCCGCACCUGAACCUGGCGAACGUAGGAAGCAAGAUAAAAUGGAAGUGGUUGAUGAUCCAAGGGCAAAGACUGCGGAGCGGGCAGAUGAUGCAAAACAGCCAGACAGGCGGCAGGGAGGUCGCAACGAGCAAGUAGUUCCCGAAGCUGCGGCAUUGUCACACCGCGAAGCAAGCGCCAGUCAGUCUGUAGUUCAAGAAAAGGAAGGGCCCCGGCCAGAAAACACGGAAAGUAAGCCAUCCAUGAAAGGACAGGCUGGGUCGGAGGAGGGACGGAAGGAGAAGGAAGUCCGCAUAGGAAUAACCACAAUGGAAGGUACCCACCAGUUAUCCCGGACGGAAACAACGGAACUGAUCUCUAACCAGCUGGAGAAGUCUGGAGAUGCCCUGCACGGAAGCGAGGGACUGGAAACAAGGAAGCGCCAUGGCAGCGGAAGGAAGAAGGAUUGGCAUCAGGAAGAUAGUCCAAACGAUCUAAGUGCGUUGCGGAAGGAGAGGCAGGACAUGGAAAAAAGUGCAGAAGACAAGAAACCGGAUAUAGUAGGUGAUCAUGGACGAAAAGAUGAGAAAGACCACGCAGCCCCAAAGGAUGAAGGAGAAGCGUUCCAUGUGGCACAUAUGAAACCAGAUGGCAUUAGUGAGAAGAAGAGACCUCAGCGGCAUGUUGUGGGUCCAAAUGUGUCUGUAAUCAGACCAGUUGCGGAAGACAAGGAGAAGCUGCUUGGCACCGUAAUGGACCAUAGAGUCAUGACUCAAGCAGUGCAGAGAGAGGCUUUCGGUCACAGAAGCAGAGGGGAGGAGGAGGACUUGAGAGAAUAUGAUGCUGUGAAUGACAGGACUUCAGCCGAAAUAGCAGACACGAGGAGAACUAGUAAGGGGAAUGAGGGGGGACGUGAAGAUGACAAGGACGAUGGAAAUGCUCUAAGGCUCUCUCAGACAGGUAGACCUGAGAGGAGAAGAGAGAAGGAGAAAAGAAUUCAGAAAGGCCUUCAGGAGGGGGUUCAUAUUUCUCCGAUGGAUGAGAUGUCUAGUGCCACUGUUAGUAGGAUUGUGGGAGACUCGGUCAAGAGACGACGGCUUGGGUCUGGGAUCGUUAUCGUCAGAGGAGGAAGUCAAGCUGUAGUGAUGAAGGGGGAGGAUGGAGAGUUACUUGGAAACCUCCCCAGCAUGCAGGUCAACGCUGAGCUGACACAGAGUGCUGCCACCAGAUCCAUUGUUGGGAGUGAAAGCUGUGUUGAUUCAGGGCAAAGACAAGGACGGAAGAGGGGACGGGAGCAGGACCGGUACAGGGAAAGGUCAGAUGUGAGUGGCAUCAAUGAGGUAAGACGACAGAACGAUGCCACAGAGCCACUGCUGGAACAAGGGGAGAUCAGUACAUGGGAUGAUGCUGAUCGCCGAGAGGAGGCGGAGCUCGCAAUACGGAGUAGGCAUCACAAGCACCGUGGCCAAGUGAAGACGGAGCGAUGGGGAGUUAUGGAGGAGGCAGAGGAUGAGAUAGUGCUUCAGAGUAAGGCAGCGCUGUUCUCGGAAGAGGAGGAAAGGCGAACCAGGCAUGGAGAGAAAAAAGGGAAAGAGAGAAGAUGGGAGAGGAAUCUCCAUGAGGAACCUGAGAUGGGACUGAGAGGUGAGCAUGCAAAGGUGGAUUUCAAGGAGGAGCGUGGGAGAGAGAGGGAGAAAGACGGAGGAUGGAGCAGGGAAAGGAUCAGAGAAGUAGAAUGGGACAGGGGCAUGGAAAGGGAGAGGGAGAGAGAGAGGGAGAGGGAGAAGGAGAAGGAGAGGGAAAGGGAGAAGGAGAGGGAGCGGGAAAGAGAGAGAGAGAGGGAGAGGGAAAGAGAGAGAGAGAGGGAGAGGGAGAGGGAGAGAGAGAGGGAACGAGAAAAAGAGAAAGAGCGAGAGAGAGAAAAGGAGAGAGAGAGGGAGCGGGAGGAGCGAGCACGGGAAAGGGAGAGAGAAAGAGAAAGGGAGAAAGAGAGGGAAAGGAAAAGGGUCAGGGACAAGGAGAGGGAAAUGGAGGAAGUGGAAAGAGAGAGAGAGAGGCAAAGGGAGAGGCCAGCCCACAUAGGUAGGGAACGGCUGAAGGAUGAAAGUGGCAGAGAAAGACACGAAUUGGACAAAGGUCGAGGGAGGGAGAAAGAUAGGUCCAAAGGGGAGGCAGAGCAUAUCAGAGAGAGGCUCAGGGACCAAGAAAGAGAAAAGGGGCGAGGGUUGAGUAGCCUCGAAGGGGAGUGGGGGGACAAUGAUAAGAGCAGGCAUGUCUUGCCUUCAGGCUUGGAAUCCGGAAGAGUUGAAGUCGACAGUUUAAACCUCCGAAAAUCUCGGAAACAUGCUCACUUUGAAUACGUGCGCAGUGAGGCCAAAAGCAUUUCAGCGAUAGGUGAAACAUCUUCCAGACGGCACAACUGGGAGGGAACACGGUGGGAACCGGUCUCUGAAAUCGAAGGUGGUACUGUCACUGUCCCACUGUCUCUCCCUGUGGUCACCGAAGACGACCUUACGGUGGACAAAGGCAAGCGGUCAAAAGCUAGGUACGGUAAGGGAGACGAGUUACCCUCCCAUCGCUCAACAGGAGCGGAUGCCGGGAGCAGCAGGCCGGUGAUAUUGAGCUCUGUCGUGCAAGUUCGGGGUUCUGAUGAGAUUUCGGAUCAUGAAGGCGAUGCGGAUGUUGGAGCGAAGGGGCACAGAACCGGUGGGCCAGAACACAGAGGCAAUUCCGUUCGGCAAAACCCGAACAAGCAUAGUAUUUUCGGUGCCCCGGGUGUCAUUGUGCCAGGGGGUGGAGGCCUUGUAGUUGGAGGUGAGCUUAAGUCGUCGUUUCCAGGAAUAGGCGCUUUGAAGGAGAAGAAACUGGCAGGAGGGCAGAAAAAAACUGCACGGAAACGCCGCUGGGGUCCGGCCUGAUUGAGCAGGUACGUCUGGUAUGAGGCUGACAGCAGUCGAAACACAUUGAGGACUUUCCGGAAUGCAUGUGGCGGUAAUCACAUCUCUCUGGCCAGAAUCACUCCUACUGUGAGCGCAACUUAGGAGGGCAGAAAAUGCCGCCUGCACACAAACGCUGCUGGGGUUCGGCCUGAGUGAGCAGCAUCCACAUCUGGUAUCAGACUGAGUGCAAGCAAACACUCUCUGGAAUCCAUGCUCUGCCGUAAUCGCGACAUUCUGGAACGUGUCCGCGGCCACAACCACUCCUAUUUUGAGCACAAAACUUUGGGUCAGUCCCCCGUGCCGAGCCUUACGGCUGGAGUUCUACCAGCUUGCAGUUGUCGUCUUCACGUUACACAACUGCAGCCAUAUAUGAUCUUCAUCGAGGAAGAAAAGACUACCCUUGAGGGACCCCAAUUACGUGUGUUGAAUGAGCAUUUAGCUUAGCCCCAUCAGUUGUGGUCAACUUUCAAUGCUUGGUAUGUAGCAUGUACCAUUAAGAAGACAGAAAUAGGUCGGUGUGAUUUGAAUUUUGAAAUUUGAACUGAUUUCUUUCGGUUUUUCCUGUAUUGUUCUUUUCUUUCUCUUAUGUGGAGGUCGGUGGUAGUACCGGGGGCACGUUCGCUUUGUUCCUCCUAUUGCGAGGGUGUGAGGGCGCGAAGGUGGUGAGUGGUGAGAACUCCGAGAUGGGCCUAUUGGGUGUCCCAGGCACUGUCCCCCGAUGAGCGCCAAAAGAUGUCGUGUUGAUUUGUCGAGGAUACUGGCAUCAGCCCCUUUCCAGGGUUAAGGGCCUCUCCCACUAUCCCAUGGUGGCGACUCGGAGCAAGGGGGUUCAUGGUGGAUAUCUAAUAUCUAUCCAAAAUUGUUGUGUACCUCUUAGUUUCCAGGUGUAUUCUCCCACUAUCCCAUGGUGGCGACUCGGAGCAAGGGGGUUCAUGGUGGAUAUCUAAUAUGUAUCCAAAAUUGUUGUGUACCUCUUAGUUUCCAGGUGUAUUCAUAACACUCCAGCAGUAGUGAGAAUAUAAGCGAUGGUGCCUUGAGUCGGACGCAGCUUGAUGCAGUCUCAAGGUGACUGUCAUGUGGCCAACAUCUCUUCAUCAGUUGUCCGUCCAUCUGCGAGUUUCAUAAAGGUGGCAUGAGAUCUUGUACUGUAAAUCUGCCUUGUUUCUUUUUCUUCGUUGCCUCACCCCUCCUCCUCCUCCUGCUGUGUUGCUAUUUGCUACUUCUUUUCUUCUAAUUCUAAUUCUCUGUCUUUUCCACCUCCUCGACCUUAACUCGUCCGCCUCUGGAGAGGGAGUCAAUGAGGGUGGCAAGUCUUCUGCAUUCGAGGUUUACAGUACAAGUCACAGGAAAUGGACCGUGCUUUGUGCUUAAUUCAUUAGACGAGGUGCGGAAGGAGGGAUGCGGCAUGUGAUACUCGUAAUGGGGACCCUGUUAAUUUGUGCAUAUAGUUUGGAACGUGGGCCACGGACAAAG